Sporothrix brasiliensis 5110 is the source of this 2316-nucleotide messenger RNA. RefSeq lists its product as uncharacterized. Bases 1 to 2316 code for a protein of 771 amino acids. The transcript has a single exon. Lineage: Eukaryota; Fungi; Ascomycota; Sordariomycetes; Ophiostomatales; Ophiostomataceae. The record is from RefSeq and is a predicted model, not a curated record.
AUGGCUGAACCAUCGCCUGUUCAGGCCACGGAAGAGGCCGUUCCCUCAGCCAGCGGCGUCUAUGUACCCAUUUCGAACAACUUCGAGAUCCGCUUGCUCGAACUGUUGCCCGCCACUGGUGACGAUCCCAGCGCCGACACACACGAUGACGACAUUGUCCGUGUCGAGCUGCACUCCGCCUCGCUCGAGAGCCUCCCGCCCUUUGAGGCCAUCUCCUACUGUUGGGGCGAUCCCAGCGACGUGCGCUCCAUCCACUGCAACGACGUGCCCCUCGACAUCACCGUCAGCCUGUACGGCGCCCUCCGCCGCUUUCGCCCCGCUGCCGGCCAGCCGAAGCGCACCCUCUGGGCCGACGCCAUCUGCAUCCAGCAGACAAAUCUUGUCGAAAAGGCCAGCCAGGUCUUGCAUAUGCCGCACGUCUACUCGCGCGCCGAUCGUGUGCUCGUGUGGCUCGGCGAGGACAAUGACGAUCCGCGCGUGGCCGACGUCCCGGCAUGUCUGCGGCAAGCCAUGGCGUUCCUGCCCGACAUGCCGCUCGACAGCGAGGCCCUCUACGCGACGCAGCAGCGCAUCUAUGGCACCGCUCUGGAGAUGCAGCGCCAAGGCAAGCCCAACUUUCUGGACCACGACUGGACGCCCCUUGUGGCGCUGCUCACGCGGCCCUGGUUCCGCCGCAAAUGGGUUGUCCAGGAGGUCUGCUUGGCCCAAGACAUCCUUGUGGCGUGCGGCCGCAUCACGUUCCCCUGGGCACAUCUGGCCGAGGUCGCCUACAACACUGCGGCCGGGGGCAUCCUGCUGCAGAUUCUGGGCAGCACCAGCCUGACUCAGCACGCCUCGGUGUUCCGCGGGCCCGGGCUGGUCUCCGAGCAGGACCAGGCCACAGACAAUGACAAUGACAAGGGCGACAUCUUUGACGACAUGAACCUGGCCGGACUCGUCCUCCAAAACAUCCAGAUCAUGCGCAUGAUCCGCACGUUCCGCCACGUCGGCCAGCUGCUGGACUGCAUCAUGGCCACGCCGCUCUUUGAGUGCUCCGACCCGCGCGACCACAUCUAUGCCGUCCUCAGCGUGCCCCAGAACCCAACGUCCCACUACCAGCUGCGGCCCGACUACACCUUGACCACCGAACAGGUCUUUACGGCCUUUGCCGUGGCCACCCUUGUCGGCGACCAGAAUCUAAAGCUGCUCGGCUUGUGUCCGCAGCUGUCGCGCCCGCCUCGUACCGUCGCUGUUGCCGAGAGCGAACUGCCGCCGCCACCAACAGUACGCCUUCUACCGGAUCUACCCGUCGACAAACGGGGCCGAAAUGUUGCCCAGGCCGCCGGCAGCCUUGUCAACACGACCGCGACAACAUCCGACAGCAUUUUCACCCGGUCUGAACCCCUCGACCUGCCCUCGUGGGUGCCCAACCUCACCGGCAUGGGCAUUAUCAACCCCUUCACUUGCUACUCCGUCUUGCCCCAGCUGUUCCAUGCUGGCGGGCCCACGACGCCGCCAAUCUCCGUGUCCGACGACCACACCCUGCUGUACCUCCAGGCCCGCGUCGUCGACACCAUCGCUACCAUCCUCCCCAGCGCCGUCAUCGGCCGCUGCGUACCCUCAGAGGCCGACAUUGCGCCCUUCUUGGCCCGCUUCGACAAUCACAAGGAGCUCGCCGCCACGCAGCUGUGGCGACGCAACUUGCUGCUCGUCAGCAAGAACUUUGUCCUCGGCGUUGACGACCUCGAAAACAGCCCGGCGACGCUGCCCAUGACGCCUGAACAGUGGUCGGCGUUUGCACGCGUCAUGACCAGCGAGAUGAACAACCGGAGGGACCCGCUGCCGCCGGCCGUGUACGACGCGUUUGACGAGUAUGUCGAGCACGCACUGGGCAUGUUUGAGACACCGACACCCACCGACACGGGCGCCAGCGCCCAGGGCGAUGGUGACGGAGACAGUGAUGGCGCUGCGAAGGCUGCGGCGGCCGCCAAAAUUGACGAAAUGAUGUCCAAGUACAGCGCCAUGAUCGAGACGUCCAUGGUGGGCAUGUCGACCAUGCGUAUGCUGGCGCGCACAACGUCUGGGCGCCUGUGCCAAGUGUCUGCGGGCACCAGAGAAGGCGACUCGGUUGUUGUAGUCAUCGGUGCCGAGGCGCCGUUUGUCAUGCGAAAGGUCGAUCAGCCGGAGCCGUCCGGCGACGAGACGGCCAGGGACUCGAAUUGGAAGGCGGGCGAGACGCGCUUCAAGCUGUUGGGCGACAGCUAUGUGAUGGGCAUUAUGCAAGGCGAGGUCCUCAAUGACCUGCAGUAUGAGACGAAACAGAUAACGGUCCAGUGA